AUGAAGUUUGCUGCCGUUGUCCUCGCCUUUGCCGCUCUCGCCCACGCCCAAUCCAGGGCGGAUGUCCCCCCUUGUGCCCUCCCCUGUCUCGACGAUGCUGUGAAGCAGAAGACCAGCUGUGCAACCGAUGACUACGCUUGUAUCUGCAAGGACCAGGACGCCGUCAAGUCAGCUGCUACAAGCUGUGUCGUGUCUAAGUGUGGUAUUAGCACUUCUGAGAACGAGGUCUUGCCUGCCGUCAAGAAGAUUUGUGCUUCUCAAUAA
This is a messenger RNA of Penicillium brevicompactum, 264 nucleotides long. Its product is annotated as CFEM domain-containing protein. The coding region runs from base 1 to 264 and encodes 87 amino acids. The transcript has 2 exons. Lineage: Eukaryota; Fungi; Ascomycota; Eurotiomycetes; Eurotiales; Aspergillaceae. The record is from RefSeq and is a predicted model, not a curated record.